Messenger RNA from Alternaria postmessia, 1905 nucleotides. RefSeq lists its product as uncharacterized. The coding region runs from base 1 to 1905 and encodes 634 amino acids. Gene Ontology annotation, molecular function: 2-isopropylmalate synthase activity. Gene Ontology annotation, cellular component: mitochondrion. Gene Ontology annotation, biological process: L-leucine biosynthetic process. Lineage: Eukaryota; Fungi; Ascomycota; Dothideomycetes; Pleosporales; Pleosporaceae. The record is from RefSeq and is a predicted model, not a curated record. The transcript is spliced from 3 exons.
AUGCCGAUGCUCAAGGAGCCAUGGAAGAAAUACCAACCUUUCAAGCCGUUGAACCUGCCGGACAGGACAUGGCCUAGCAAGACAAUUGAAAAGCCACCAAGAUGGCUGUCAACCGACCUGAGAGAUGGUAACCAGAGUUUAGUAGAUCCUAUGGAUGGCGCGCAAAAAUGGGACUACUUCAACAUGCUGGUUAAGCUCGGCUACAAGGAAAUUGAAGUCUCAUUCCCGUCCGCGUCGCAAACUGACUUCGACUUCACACAACGCCUCAUCCAAACGCCCGGCAUAGUACCAGACGAUGUAUGGAUUCAGGUCCUUUCGCCAUGCCGCAAAGAGCUCAUUCGCCGCACCGUCGACUCCCUCAAGGGUGCGCGCAAGGCCAUCCUCCACCUGUACCUUGCGACCAGUCCGUGUUUCCAGCAGAUUGUCUUCAACAUGAACGACGAUGAGACAAUUGCACUCGCGGUCGAAUGCACAAAGUACGCGCGAUCAAUAACCAAGGAUGAUCCCGAGCAAGCCGGUACAGAAUGGGCAUAUGAGUUCUCACCAGAGACCUUCUCAGAUUCAUCCCCAGAGUUCGUCAUCAAGGUCUGCGAGGCUGUCAAGGCGGCAUGGGAACCAAGUGUAGAGAACCCACUCAUCUUCAACCUCCCAGCCACCGUAGAGAUGUCGACGCCCAACGUCUACGCCGACCAGAUCGAGUACUUCUGCAAGAACAUCUCCGAGAGGGAGAAGAUUUGCGUCUCUCUGCACCCACACAACGACCGAGGAUGCGCGGUUGCAGCAGCAGAACUGGCACAAAUGGCGGGCGCAGACCGAGUAGAAGGCACACUGUUUGGCAACGGAGAGCGCACCGGAAACGUCGAUCUCGUUACGCUGGGCCUGAACCUGUACACCCAGGGCAUACAUCCAAAGAUUGAUUUCUCGGAUCUGAAGUCAAUUAUCGAUAUGGUUGAGAGCUGCAACAAGAUUCCGAUACAUCCCCGCGCACCAUACGGAGGUCAGCUUGUCGUGUGCGCCUUCAGUGGCUCACAUCAAGAUGCGAUCAAGAAGGGCUUCCAGAUGCGCAAGAAGAACGGCGCGACCAACGAGAGCCGGUGGCAGAUCCCAUACCUGCCCCUGGAUCCGCAAGAUAUUGGCCGCACAUACGAAGCUAUCAUCCGUGUCAACUCGCAGAGUGGAAAGGGCGGAAUUGCCUGGAUUAUUCAACGCCAGCUGGAACUCGACCUUCCCCGUGGUCUCCAAAUUGCCUUCUCCAAGGUCGUACAAAAGGAGACAGACAUGCUCGGCCGCGAACUCCUGCCUACCGAGAUCACAAACCUCUUCGAAGAGGCCUACCACCUCAAGCGCAACCCCCGCUUCUCUCUGGUCGACUACGAGAUCAAGGCCGAUCGUUCAGAGACACCUUUGCCUCCACAAGACGGCCGAACAGCCAGCAGCCGCAACCUGCGCCGAAUCUUCAAUGGUGUCAUCGAAAUUGACGGCCAGGAACACAAGAUCCAGGGAUCGGGUACUGGUGCGCUGUCGUCGCUGGCCGAUGCACUGAGGAGUCUGGGCAUCGACCUUGACGUUGUAGACUACAACGAGCACACCAUCGGUACAAGCAAAGACGCAAAGGCUGCAACUUACAUUGGUUGCACAGCUGCACAAAGCAGUCAGAAGGUCUGGGGUGUCGGUAUUCACCAGGAUGUGGUUCAAGCUUCUCUCAUCGCGAUGCUGAGUGCUGCUUCCUCAUUCCUUUCAUCGAGACCUACCACACCCAUUCCCUUCCGCCCCAAGCGAUCGAAUACGCUCGAGAUCCCCAGCCCAGAAUCAAGUCCCAGCCGAAAAGAGGGUAGCACAAUAGUGGAUAAGCUUGAAGCAGCCGUUAAUGGCGAUCAAGCGGAUGUGAAGAGCGCGGGAGUGUAA